Asparagus officinalis (garden asparagus) is the source of this 1220-nucleotide messenger RNA. RefSeq lists its product as uncharacterized. The transcript has 4 exons. The record is from RefSeq and is a predicted model, not a curated record. Lineage: Eukaryota; Viridiplantae; Streptophyta; Magnoliopsida; Asparagales; Asparagaceae. Bases 203 to 895 code for a protein of 230 amino acids.
UUAUUUUAUUCCCGAAUAAUUAAAGAUCGCAUCUUUUUUAUUCCAUUUUCACUCUUACAAUUUCCCCCAAUUUUCUUCUUUAUCUUCUCUCUCGAUCCUCUCGUUGACGGUCGAGAGGAAACUGUGAUUUAUUCUCUCUCUCUCUCUCCUCUCCCUCUCUUUCUCUCUCCUCCCGCCCUGCACAAACUAAGCGCGAGCCCUGAUGGAGCCCUCGCCGGCGAUCGCCCCAAUUGAGGAGAAUGGUGAGGGGACGGCUGAGGCGUACGGUGCCUGUGCAAUUUGCUUGGAGAGGAUCUUGAUUCACGAGGCUGCCCUUGUGAAAGGUUGCGAGCACGCUUACUGUGUGACAUGCAUCCUAAGAUGGGCAACAUACAAGCACAAUCCUUCUUGCCCUCAGUGCAAGCAUCCAUUCAACUUCCUGAACGUCCAUCGUUCACUUGAUGGCUGCAUUCAUGACUACAUGUUCGAGGAGAGUGUUUGCCUCCUCCUAAGGGCUACUUGGUUCAUUCCUCUAGCAGUAGAAGCCCAUAACGAUAUAGCAGACGAACCUGAUGACUUCUACCAGUACGAUUAUGAGGGUGAGGUCGAUGAUGAUGACCUUGAUGGGGGUUUUUAUAAUUCACCAACCAUUAGAAUUGGUAACAGACGGUGGGGCGAUAACGGUUAUGUGAGGGCUGGGAGGAAAGAGGCACGCCCCGUGAAUCGUCAACAGGCAUUUGGUAGUGAGUCUGAUGCUAGUUCAUCUCGAUGCCCAAAGAAGAAAGAGGCAUCUCCAAAGGAAAAGGAGUCUAUAGGAGUAGGACGUCGAGCAAAGAGAGCGCUGAAGCGUGAAGCUGCAGAUAAAGCAGCUGCAGCGAAGCACGAGAAGCACCUUGAGAGGUUCGGAAGGAAGUAGUUUUGCUGUAAUUCUCUCUGUACACCUCUACCUUUGUACAGCAUUUAGUUUCUUGUGAAAACAGUGGUAACUACAGAGUUUGUGUUAGGGAUUAGGAUUUUCUGCUGUCUUGAAUCUUUUUAUGAUUUGGCAAGUGAUGUUUGCCUUAGUUCAGCUUGAAUGCGAGUUGAGUGAAUCAUCAGCUGUAGCUUAUUAUACCUGUUCUCCGUCAUAUUUUACAAUAAUACAUCACUGGUUACAUCCUUAGUCCGUUGGUGGAUUAUGAUAUGUAUGAUUAACUUAAAUCAAUUGACCAAUAUAUGCAUCAGCUCUUUUUUUUGGAAGC